Messenger RNA from Vespula pensylvanica (western yellowjacket), 1781 nucleotides. RefSeq names its product solute carrier family 35 member G1-like. The transcript has 4 exons. The record is from RefSeq and is a predicted model, not a curated record. Bases 537 to 1595 code for a protein of 352 amino acids. Gene Ontology annotation, cellular component: membrane. Lineage: Eukaryota; Metazoa; Arthropoda; Insecta; Hymenoptera; Vespidae.
ACAUAUUCUCUUUAUAAAUUUUAAAACACGAACAGUGGAAUUUGAUAGUAAUAUCAGCCAACAUUCAACUCAGACGCGUGCGCAAAAAUGCAUGAUAUCUGUGUCACAAAUUACUUCAGAAAUUGCUUCGGAAUGCUUUCAAAAGAACCUGAAAUACAAUGAUAUCAGUACAAAAAAUGCACAGAAAAUGUAAUGUAAAAAAGUAUAAUUAAAAUCGCAAAAGAAUAACCUUGUACCAAAAUGAUACAAUUCAUUGACAUGAUAUUAUGAAUUAAUAAUCAUUUAACUUGGUACUGUGGUUCAUGGAUGGCUUUUAUCAAGUUGUGAACAACAUAUAUUUUAGAAAGUUAUUCCAUAAUCUAGUCAUCUUUUUACCUAUUUCAAAUCUAGUCACGACUAAUCAGCAAAGAAGUUUUGAUUGUUCUACAAUGAUAAGUGGGAUGAUUAAUUUCUAUUAAAAAAUAUUUGUUAUAAAUAUAAUAUAGUUGAUGUGAAACUUAAUGAAAUUUGGUGUUUAAUAAGUUUAUAUUUGCCUCAUGUCUAAAGAUAUGUCAAAACACGUCGAGUUACAGCAUUUAGUUGAUGAAGAUGUGGAAAGUAAUACAGCUUUCCAUCAAAAGCAAAUAUCUCCUCCAAUUUGUAAAUCAUGUCCAUAUCUUGGUUUAGUGUUAGCAACACUUUCUUCUUUAUUCUUCUCUUUAUGUAGCGUUAUUGUUAAAGGAUUAGUAGAAGUUAAUCCAAUGGAAUUGGCAGCCUUUAGAUUUGUUGGGGUGUUACUACCAGCAAUACCAAUUCUAAUAUAUAAAGGUGAACAUCCGUUUCCUAAAGGACGUAGAAUAAUGUUAAUAUUGCGAAGUUUUGUAGGUACAACUGCUCUCAUGCUUAGUUUUUAUGCUUUUAGACAUAUGCCUUUAGCAGAUGCUUCCAUUGUAGUAUUUUCUGUUCCUGUAUUUGUGGCAAUAUUUGCAAGAAUAUUUUUAAAAGAACCUUUUGGAUUAUUUAAUAUACUGACUGUAUGUUUAACAUUGAUCGGGGUUGUAUUAAUAACUCGUCCACCAAUUAUAUUUGGAAAUACCAUAGAGUCUCUUUCAGAUGUUCAUAGUACAUCAGAACAUGCUGAUUUAUGGGGUGCAAUCGCAGCAUUUUCUGCAACUUUAUUUGGUGCUAAUGUUUACGUUUUAUUGCGUGCAUUAAAAGGUCUUCAUUUUUCUGUUAUUAUGACAAAUUUUGGAUCACUUGCUUUAAUACAAACAAUAAUCAUUUCUUGGGCAAUUGGUGCCCUCUGUUUACCUCGUUGUGGUGCAGAUAGAUUGUUGGUCGUUGCUCUAGCAUUAUUUAGUUUUGGAGGACAAAUUUUACUUACUUUAGCUUUACAAAUAGAACAAGCUGGUCCUGUCGCUAUAGCAAGAUCAGCAGAUAUAGUUUUCGCAUUUUUCUGGCAAGUACUCUUUUUUAAUGAAAUACCUAAUAAAUACUCAGUAGGUGGAGCAAUCUUGGUAACAAGUUCUGUUUUAUUGAUAGGAUUAAAAAAAUGGGCUGUGUCAUUACCUGACACAUCUAAUAUUAAGAGAUCAUUAAGCAUAUUAGCAAUGUAGUUUAGAAAAACAAAAAAAAUUUAUUGGUAUGAAGUUUUUGAAUAAUUUUAGAAUCUGUGGGUGUUCCUAAUACAUGUCAUAAUUAUGUUACUAUGUUAUAAUAUCUUAUGUAUAUGAAUAUUUUCAAAAUACACAUUUAUUGAAACAUAAUGUACCAUUAUGUAAUAUAGAUAUAUUCAAUACAUA